Molecule: messenger RNA, 940 nt
Organism: Tachyglossus aculeatus (Australian echidna)
Lineage: Eukaryota; Metazoa; Chordata; Mammalia; Monotremata; Tachyglossidae
Gene: MRPS17
Product: mitochondrial ribosomal protein S17
Exons: 3
Coding region: 80-469 (129 amino acids)
Biological process (GO): mitochondrial translation
Cellular component (GO): mitochondrial small ribosomal subunit; ribosome
Molecular function (GO): structural constituent of ribosome
Source: RefSeq, a predicted model, not a curated record
UGGCAGGAACUGAGGUGGAGGAAAAUGGGGCGUGGAACAUGAGAGUAACGGACAGAAAGGUCGAGCGACCAAGGCCAUCAUGUCGAUAGUGCACUCCUCAGUCCAUGCCAAGUGGAUCGUGGGCAGGGUGAUAGGAACAGCGAUGCAAAAGACGGCCAAAGUCCGAGUGACCAGACUCGUCCUCGACCCCUAUUUACUCAAGUACUUCAAUAAACGAAAAACAUACUUUGCUCACGACGCGUUGGAGCAGUGCACCGUUGGGGACAUCGUCCUUCUCAAGGCGUUACCCGUGCCCCGGUCCAAACACGUGAAACACGAACUGGCUGAGAUUGUCUUCAAAGUUGGAAGAGUCAUCGAUCCGGUGACAGGAAAGGCGUGUGCCGGGACCACAUACCUCGAAAGCCCCAUCGGUUCUGACGUAUCUCACCUGAGCAAAACGCUACAAGAGCUGGAUGUGUCUUCACCCUAGCCGCGCCAGGGCUGGAAGAAGCCUGGAGAAGGCAGCUUUCUAGACUAGGUCUGCUGGGACAUGGGGAGGAGGAGGAGGAGAUGAUCUGGUCAUCUGCCCCUGCAUCAGGCUAAAUUCCUCAGAGAUAAUUGGAGCUUUUUGUUUUCCAGUGGCCCUAAACUCUGGGGCCACCAAGGAUAAGGUUUGGAACGGCUGCCUGAAACCGUGAACGCAAAACUGUCCCGUUAAAGGGCAUAGCGACAGGGGCUGGUAUCUCUUACCCUCCAGAGUAAGAAGUCUUUGAACUCACCCCAGUAGCCUUCUUAUCGGGAGAAAACAAUCAGCUGCCUGUUUGUACACUCUAAAUUUUUGAUUGUGUCACCGUGAACACCUGAAAAUGCCAUAUUGAAAUUUGCAUGAGAAAUGCCCAUUUCUACUGUAAUCAAAAUCAGACAAAGCUAAGUAAACAUUUUAAAGAUUUUUUUAAAUUUA